AUGAGAACUAGUUACAUGCAGAACGCUACUGUGACCACGUUAAGGCAGAAGUACUGGAUCCCAGCUACCAGUCAGUGUGUAAAAUCUAUCCUCUGGAAAUAUACAAUAUGCAAUCGAAUACAAGGAAACCCGUAUAGAAUAGCAGAUCCACCACCAUUACCAAACAUUAGAGUAGCAGAGUCUCCACCUUUUACUGUAACUGAAAAUGCCUACAUAGGUGUGCUAUACGUAAGAUACCAUUCCAGAAACAUGAUAAAAACUAAUAUCUGUUUGUCCACAUGUGUCAUGUCUCGAGCCUUACACUUAGAGAUUGAACCAGACCUGUCCAAAGAGUCAUUCCUUCUAGCCUUAAAGCGUUUCGUGAGCCGCAGAUCAGUUCCGGGGGUUAUGAUGUUAGACAAUGCUACAGCGUCAGAAAGCUUGAAAGAUAUUUUACAGUCAACUCAAAUCAGAGAAGCGUUAAGCAGAAAGGGCACAGAUUGGAAUUUCAUUCCCAGACGAGCACCAUGGUAUGGAGGAUAA
Messenger RNA from Mercenaria mercenaria, 522 nucleotides. RefSeq lists its product as uncharacterized. Gene Ontology annotation, molecular function: nucleic acid binding. The record is from RefSeq and is a predicted model, not a curated record. NCBI's taxonomy places the organism in Eukaryota, Metazoa, Mollusca, Bivalvia, Venerida, Veneridae. The transcript has a single exon. The coding region runs from base 1 to 522 and encodes 173 amino acids.